Messenger RNA from Silurus meridionalis, 2592 nucleotides. Its product is annotated as protein ABHD1-like. The transcript has 9 exons. The record is from RefSeq and is a predicted model, not a curated record. The coding region runs from base 341 to 1564 and encodes 407 amino acids. Gene Ontology annotation, biological process: medium-chain fatty acid catabolic process; medium-chain fatty acid biosynthetic process. NCBI's taxonomy places the organism in Eukaryota, Metazoa, Chordata, Actinopteri, Siluriformes, Siluridae. Gene Ontology annotation, molecular function: monoacylglycerol lipase activity; acetylesterase activity.
GAUUUAGAAGGAAGUUUAUAGUGAUUUAUUAAUUUACUGAAAAAAAUAAAUAUUACAAAAUAAAAUAUUUAUCAUAAUAAAUUUGUGUGUAUUAUAUAUAUUUUUUAUUUCAGGUCUAAAAUAGAUUAUUGUGAUGUAGCCUUUGCCCUACAUGUUGGAAAAGGAGGAAGGAGAUGUGUGUGUGAGUGAGUGAGUGUGUGUGUGUGUGUGUGUGUGUAUAUAGUGUGUGUAGUGAGUGUGUGUGUGUAUAGUGUGUGUAGUGUGUGUGUAUAGUGUGUGAGUGUGUGUGUAUAGUGUGUGUGUGUUAAGAAAAUAAAGCGAAUUAUUACAGAUUGUAGAAAUGCCAUCAUGGUUGGACAUUGGUGUGUGGAAGGUGUGUGUGGAUCUUCUCACCUCUACACACUGUACUGCAGUCCUGGGAGCAGUUACAGCUUCACUCCUCCUUCUGUAUGGAAAGAACAAGGCUCAGGUUCCUGCGCUGGUGUGUGCGGACGGAUUCCGGGUGUUUCUACACACACACUGCCCCGUCGUCUCGGAGAGGUUUUGCCCCACGCCCUGGUGCUGGGGCGGCCGAAUGCAGACCCUCGUGCGGGUCAUGAUCAAGUCCUGCCCUGCUAUCACCUAUCGCAGCGAGAUGAUCAGGACGGAAGACGGCGGUCAGCUCUGUCUAGACUGGGCCGAUAACACGGACAGCGCCAACUACCCGCAGUCCUCCACUCGGCCCACGGUGCUGAUCCUGCCCGGGCUGACGGGGAACAGCCAGCAGACGUACGUCCUGCACAUGGUCCAGCAAGCCGUGCAACACGGGUACAGGUGUGUGGUGAUGAACAACCGAGGUUUCGGAGGAGAGGAGCUGUUGACUCCUCUUACGUUCUGUGCUGCCAGUACUCAAGAUGUGGAGACAGCUGUCAAUCACGUGAAAAAGCUCCACCCACAGGCCCCUCUGCUGGGAGCCGGGGUGUCAUUAGGAGGCAUGUUGCUGCUGAAUUAUCUGGCGCGUAAAGGAUGCGACUCAAAGAUGAUCGCGGGGCUCACCAUGUCGGUGAUCUGGAACUCGUUCGAAUCGUCCAGAUCCCUGGAGGAGCCAAUCAACAAGCUGCUUUUUAACCGCCAUCUCACCAACAACCUGUGUCACACCAUCAACAGACACAGAACGAUCCUGGAGAAGGUGAUAGACGUGGACAAUGUAUUAAAGGCACGUACCAUCCGCGAGUUCGACGAGCGCUUCACGUCUGUAAUGUUCGGCUACAAGUCGUGCGCUGAUUAUUACCAGGAUGCCAGUCCAGGAUACAAACUGCCGCAGAUAUCCGUCCCGAUUCUGUGCCUCAAUGCCACCGAUGAUCCUUUUUCCCCGGAACACGCUUUCCCGGUCGCUCCGGCUCAGCACUCAGCUAACAUGGCGCUCCUCCUGACGUCACACGGGGGGCACAUCGGCUUCCUCGAGGGGCUUUUCCCGCGCGGCCGAGGCUACAUGGAUCGAGUGUUCGGGCUGUUCGUCCGAGCCUGUUUCGAGCAUCAGGAGGACCUGAAAGAGGCCUGCGGCACCAGCACGAGCUCAGAUUAACCACUACAAACACAAUCGAUGAACCACUUGUACACCUCUCAUGAAAUAGAGUUAGAACUAAAAACCACGCUUGAAGUGUUGAGAUUUUUUAUACAGACAUACAAGUGAGUUUCUGAUGGUGUUUAUUAGGUAAAAUGGCAAAAAACCAAAAACAAUGCUAUAACUCACAGCUAUAUGUAAAAGUAAAAAUCUUAUUUGCAUAUUAUUUUUAGAAUGAGUUUUAGGAUGAUAUUCUGUUCUUACAAUGUUAAGCUCCGCCCAAAUGUUCUUGUCUUAUAAUGUUAAGCACCACCCAAAAGUUCUGUUCUUACAAAUGUUAAGCCCCAUUCCAUAUGUCCACUUUAUAUAAUGUUAAGCCCCGCCCAUAUUCCCCUUAUCUCACAAUGUUAAGCACUGUCCAAAUAUGACCUCUUUAUACAAUUUUAAGCCCCACCAAAUUUUACUCUUCAUGCAAUGUUAAGCCCCACCACAAAUGUCCUCUUCUUACAAUGUUAAGCCCCGCCACAUUUGUCCUCUUUUUACAAUGUCAAUCCCCGCCCCCAAAUGUUUUUUUUAUACAGUGUAAAGCUCCGCCCCAAAUGUCCACUGUAUACAAUGUUAAGAUCUAGUUUGACUCAUAUUUUUUCAAAUGGACAAAGGCUCUGUAAUUCACAUUCUUGUUUUUCAAUAGCGAAUAAGAAAAUGCACAAGCGCAACGUACACGAGUCGUAUCCCACCCUAAUUCACUUGAUUUUCAGGAAAAAUUUUCAAGAGGCAUCUUGUUAAACAUGUGAAUUGGUGGAAUGGACCAAAUAUUUCAUAGGGGGAUUUUUAAAAAUUUACGGAAAAGUAUCACUUCAAAACGAGACGUGAAACAGAUUCACCUUUUGCCUUCUGCCAGAACUGGAAUUGUAGUUUUUGAAGUAUUUUAGAUUGUAUGUCUGUAUUUGAAGGAUUAUAAUUUAAUGGUCUUUGUAAAAGUGAAACAUUUGUCUUGCUGCCUAUAAGAAUGUUUGAUCUAUAAUAUAAAUGACUUUUGAACCACUGAA